Messenger RNA from Belonocnema kinseyi, 2277 nucleotides. It is a transcript of the gene Mau2, whose product is annotated as MAU2 chromatid cohesion factor homolog. Gene Ontology annotation, cellular component: SMC loading complex; chromatin. The transcript has 8 exons. The record is from RefSeq and is a predicted model, not a curated record. NCBI's taxonomy places the organism in Eukaryota, Metazoa, Arthropoda, Insecta, Hymenoptera, Cynipidae. Gene Ontology annotation, biological process: maintenance of mitotic sister chromatid cohesion; mitotic sister chromatid cohesion. Bases 1 to 1791 code for a protein of 596 amino acids. Gene Ontology annotation, molecular function: protein binding; double-stranded DNA binding.
AUGGCGUCUUCUCAGGACGCUUGGUAUCUGUCGCUGUUGGGCUUAGCUGAAAGCUUUCGCACAUCAAAUCCUCCUAACAUAAAGUCAUGUAUACAGUGCCUCCAGGCAGUUUUUAAUUUUAAGCCACCCCCGAGAGUUGAAGCAAGGACGCACCUUCAGCUCGGGAACAUCCUGCUCACGCAUACAAAAAACAUCGAACUAGCCCGUUCUCACCUUGAAAAAGCGUGGAGGCUUAGUCAAAACAUAAACACGUUUGAUGACGUCAAAUUUGAGGCAGCUAGUGUCGUUGCUGAACUUUAUGAGCAGCAGCAACAAUCAAAUCUCAGUAAACCGAUUCUGAGGAAGGCCAUAGAGCUGUCGCAGCAUAAUGUCUACUGGCAUUGCAGACUUAUUUUUCAGUUGGCACAAAUCCACGCGUCGGAGAAGGAUUUCGUCGUGGCCAGUAGUCUUCUCGCAGUCGGAGUGGAUUAUUCCCACAUAAGCAACGCCAAUUACACCCGAGUUUUGUUUCUCUUAAGUAGAUGUAUGCUUAUGUUAAUAGACAAAAAAUUCGCAGAUGUUCAUCCGCUUCUCACGACGGCCGGUCACCAAGUCGAAAAUUGGCAAGGCAGUCCGCACCAAAAAGAAUAUCUGAAAGUGUACUACUUGGUUCUACAAGUAUGUCAUUUUCUAAUGGCUGGCCAGGGAAAGAGUGUGAAACCUUGUUUAAAGCAACUUCAACAAAGCAUACAGACCAUCGUCUCUCCAAAUUGGCCUUCGGACGAAGUCAUUACGGGAUCCAAUAUUGGAGAUUUGUUUAUUUGGAUGCCAAAAGAACACCUCUACGUAUUAGUGUACUUAGUAACCGUAAUGCAUUCCAUGCAAACUGGUUACAUGGAAAAGGCGCAAAAAUACACGGACAAGGCUCUCACUCAAAUCGAGAAACUAAAAUUUGUAGAGAAUAAGCCGAUCCUCUCCGUCUUUCAACUCAUCUCUCUGGAACACAUAGUGAUGUGUCGACUCGUCAUGGGAAAUAAAAGUACAGCUCUUGCGGAAAUUGCGCAAGCUUGUCAACUUUGCAGUCAACACCCGAAAUUACUUCAAGCACACAGACCUCAAUUGCACGCGCUCAUUGGAUUGUACGCAAUGUCUAUGAACUGUAUGGAAGCGGCGGAAGCUCAAUUCUUGGCGGCGUUACGAGUGAGCACUACGACAGAGCGAGAAUUGCAGACGUUUGCAAAUUUGAAUCUGGCGAUAGUUUAUCUGAGAACUAAAAGGGAUCAGGAGUUGGGUGCUCUCUUAGAAAGAAUCAAUCCUGAAUCUCUUCCGUCCCAUUCGCAUUCUCUGAGAGCAGCAGCGUAUUACGUCCAAGGGCUUCAAGCUUUCUUUGGCGCUCGUUACAACGAAGCGAAGAGAUAUCUCCGGGAAACGUUAAAAAUGGCGAAUACGGAAGAUUUGAACCGACUGACUUCGUGUAGUCUUGUUCUUUUGGGGCACAUAUUCCUUUCCUUGGGCAACAGCCGAGAAUCUAUGAAUAUGGUCACGCCGGCCAUGCAAUUAGCUUCUAAAAUUCCGGAUGUUCAUGUACAACUUUGGGCUACUGCAAUUCUUAAAGAUUUGUACAGAAUAUGUGGAGAUCCGAACAGAGAAAACGAGGCAUAUCAAAUGCACUGUAACUUCUCUCAGACACUGCUAAAGGAUCAUUUCCAAAGUACGCAAAUGAGUGAGCACGCGCUCAUUCAAUGGACUGAAGGCCCAGUGCCAGCGUUACCCAGCAUCCCUCCUCCUUCCACCUCCCAGGCGAUUCUCUAACGCGAGUGAAAAGUUCUUCUGCGGAUUUACUUAAAUUCUCCGAUUGCCUCGCGAAUUCGUCAUAGCUUUUAAGAACUCAGUGCUUCUCUCCAAGUAGACGGGGGGAGAGAGGCCUUGUGUAAAAAGCUUAAUCGCUUGUCAGAUUUUUGCAAGAGCCAUUACAGAACGUUGACUUUGCGAAGAAGAAGAAGAAGAAGAAAACAAGGCUCUCGAGGAUAUACUAUGGACCAGUAAAGUCAAAAAAUUAAUUUCACGCCUUCGAAGGGCUCGAGGGCUUUUAUUUCGGGCCGCAGUUUUCAAUUCGUAGCAUUUUUACAGCCUUUUAGAAACUACUUCAUUGUAGAUGUUUAGCGUCUCCAAGACACUGUAAAGAAAUCAAAUAAGGAGUCAAACUUAUUUUGUUACUCUAUUUGUAUUUAUUUUUUGAGACAAACAUCUGAUAUCGAGUCACCAUAGCGUGGAUUUUCCUUUGACUGAAUACACUUG